Lactuca virosa is the source of this 1961-nucleotide messenger RNA. The record is from the annotation of a GenBank genome assembly. NCBI's taxonomy places the organism in Eukaryota, Viridiplantae, Streptophyta, Magnoliopsida, Asterales, Asteraceae.
AUGGACACAGCACAUGACUCUGAAUGGAAUGCAGCACAGAGUAUCUUUAUCAGUGAAGAUCUUUUGGCUGCUGCUAAACUUCAGCUGCAAUUUCUUGCAGUUGUAGACAGAAACCGUUGGCUUUAUGAAGGCCAAACAUUGCAAUGGGCAAUCUAUAGACUUAAUCCGGUUAGAUACAAAUCAGAUUGUGAAGAAUUCUACGGAAGGAUUCUUGACAACUCUAAUGUUGCUUCUAUCAAUCAAGAAACAUCAAGAAAGGAAACAGAAGAAACAUGGAACAAAUUAUACCCUAAUGAACCCUAUGAGUAUGACAUGUCACGUGAAUUUUCAGAAACUUUAUAUAAUGGAGAAACUCAAAGCUUUUCAAAAUAUGAUUUUGUUUUAGCUGUUGAAAGACAAAGCCCAUUCUUUUACCAGGUGUCAAGGCCUCAUUUCAAGAAAGAUCUUUUCCUUCAAGAAGCUGUAGCAAGAUACAAAGGUUUUCUACAUCUCAUAAGGAGAAACAGGGAAAGAUCAUUGAAACGUUUUUGUGUUCCAACUUAUGAUGUUGACUUAAUUUGGCAUACACACCAGUUACACCCUCUUUCCUACUGUAAAGAUAUGGUGGAAUUACUCGGGAAGAUUCUAGAACAUGAUGACACAGAUCAAAACAGAUCAAAAGGUCAGAAAUUGGACACAGGGUUUUCUGAUACAACAAAACAAUGGGAGGAAACAUUUGGGUUAAGAUAUUGGAGAGCAGGGGCAAUGUAUAGAGGCGGUGCUCCUUCUCCAAUCACCACCACUCCUUGCAUACCUGACCCCACCACCCCUACCCCUAGUGGUGAUGCUGACUCAGCAAAUGGGCUUCAAAGGUUGAUUCAUCUUCCUAAAACAAAUUACAUCGAGAUUCUUUUAGAGUUUGUAGAAAUCAAGAACUUACCAGAAACAGAAAAGGGAAAAGUGAAUGUGAUAUUUAGUAAAUCACAUUCAGAUGGAAUUUUCAAUUCUAAAAAGAAACUCACAAUCCAAUCUGAAUCGGGUCAAAAACAGGUUGCCAUAUUUCAAUGUGAACCAAAUGGAUAUUUAUUGUUUGAACAUUUGUCCACAUCAAAAAAACCGAAUUCUUUAGGUUCUUGUUUUAUCUCUUUGGAAGAAUUUCAUGGGAAAGUUUCAGUGGAAAAAUGGUUGGAUUUGGAUUUGAAUUUGGUUGGAUCUGAACCGAUUCAGUUGAAAGUUGCAGCCUCGUGUACAUUUCCAAUUCUAGCCCCACAUGUUGUUCAGAUGUUGUUACAUUCUUCUCCUUUUCAAAAAAGUUGUUACUCUUUUUCAUGUGUGACACGAUUUCACAAGAAUUGGAUGUGGAUUGUGGAUGCAUAUGGUGAUGAGAUCAUUAGGCUUCAAUUGAGGGACAUGAAAAAAACAAAAGGUAGGGAGAUAGUUGGCUUCACAAGAGCAGAAGAAACACUUGUUGUAGGUCAAUUUCUAGGGCAAAAGUGGUCUCUCAUGGAUUCUUUAUGGUCUCUUACGUUUCCCGAAACAAAAGAUUCACACUUCCUUCUCACUGGCCCACACAUGGUGAAACUAGUUUAUGGUAGAAAGCUGGAUUAUGAACCGAAACACAAUAAUGAUAAACGAACAAAGGAAAACGAUUUCAUGACAGCAGUCGAGUUCUCUGCGGAGUACCCAUACGGGAAAGCAGUAGCAAUGUUUGACCUAAAAUCUGGAGUUUUGAUGUUGCAAGAAGAAUGGUUUGCAUUGCCGGGAAUGUUGUCGGCAUUUAUCGUGUGUAAAGGAAGGACAUAAUGGUCUUUUAUUAUGACUUUUAGGGACAUGGAUGUACAGAAAAGAGUUUGAAACAAUAAGCAGUGGGGUACAUAAAGUUUGAUCAAAAUUUGUUUGAAUUGUAUUUUCUUUUGUAAAUAACUGAAGUUUAAAACUAACAUGUGAAGAUCUACGUACUAGUAAUUAAAAAUAAAUCCAUC